AUGGAGCUAAGCAUUGCGAAACUUUUGUUCUCCAGUGUUUUGUGGCUUUCUUGGCUAUCGUCCAGUCUAUGCCUCAUAGAACCGCGUGAGACGAAUACCUGCGAGGGACGCCAAUCAGCCGGUGCAAUAUGCGAAUCGUGUGAGCUAUUAUCAAUGUGCGUCCGCCAUUCUAGCGGCUGGGUAAACAUUCCGGUCGAAACGUGUGACACGGAUCGGGGUUUCUACUGCAAUUCACGACUGGGUAUGUGCAGCAAUAUGACGGGGCCUUGCCAUCCAUUUGCCGUACAGGGCAAUUUUCCAUGCACUUCGUAUGGUUUCUUUCCCGAUCCCUACGAUUGUCAGAAAUAUCACAUGUGCUAUUUUGCGGGCGCUGCCUUGGUAGCGGCGACUGUGGAAUGUGGCGGAGAUAAGGCAUUCGAUGCGGCGACUGGUCAAUGUUCGUUAACACUGAAUGAUCCGGUUUGUUUGAGUCGUCAGAUUCGUUGUGAGAAUGCUGGGGAAGCGCACGCUUGGCCAAGUAAUCCGAAUAUUUUUUACAUUUGCAAGACACUGUGGAAUCAGGAUGAACGCGUGCUCUAUCCUACGCUUUAUCGUUGUGCCGAUGGCGAAGUGUUCGAUGAUUACUACUGUCGAAACGUAACUAGGCCAAUUGGAAUUACAACUACAACUACAAUGGCGAGCAUUAUAUCUACGAGUGCCGCACCUGAUACGGGUAAUCGCACCGUACCGACGCCUACUAAUAAUGACAGAUGCACUGCAGUGGGUUUAAGACCUGAUCCGGAAGAUUGCGCCGGUUAUUAUUAUUGUUCGGCUUUGAAUGGAAUUAUGCGUCAUCGUGUUUGCCCAUCUGG
This is a messenger RNA of Rhagoletis pomonella (apple maggot), 851 nucleotides long. Its product is annotated as peritrophin-44-like. Gene Ontology annotation, molecular function: chitin binding. The record is from RefSeq and is a predicted model, not a curated record. Gene Ontology annotation, cellular component: extracellular region. Lineage: Eukaryota; Metazoa; Arthropoda; Insecta; Diptera; Tephritidae.